AUGGAAGCAAAGGAAACUCUCAAUGAGCAUCCUCUGCUAGAAGAGGAAUGUGCCGCGCUCGGACACCGACUAGCUGUCUUAGCUGAGCGGCGGCACCCGGGAGGCACUCGGGACUGCCGGGGUCCGCCGUUUGGCGCUGCGCCACGUGCUUUGGUCGGUGCUGAUGUCAAGUGGGUGUGGGCUCUUCGGGAAGGCCCAGACGAAGACCAGGAGGGCGCGGGAUGUGCCGCGGGCGUGCUGAGGCCCGGGCACGCUCCGCCGCCCAGCGCCGCUGACCGGUGGCCGGCCGGGGCUUGCCCAGCGGGCGCAUGGAGCCGCGGCGCUGCUCGCCCCGGGACGCGUGCCCUGCCGUCCUGGGGGGCUGGCGGGGACCGCCGCGGGGGACUUGCAGGUGUGUGCGCGUGCCUUAACUUUCGGGACUGCGGGCUGGUAGGCCCCCGGGCGGGCUAUCUGGCUGGCAGGGAGCAGAGUGCACGGAUUGCAUUUGGGGUUGCUUUUGUGUCUGGGCGCGGGCGUGACGAGAACCAGUUCCUCUCCUGCCGACCAUUGGCACGCCGGGGCCCCUGCCCCUCCUCCUCCGCCUCCCCACCCACACUUGCCCGGAGCCGGCUAAGGGAGAGAAAAGAGGCCCUACUUUCUCACCCUAGAGGAAUCUUUGAUGACCAGGGUCCCCAAACAUUAGUGGCCUGUUGUUGUGUCUGUAAUCCCAUCCAUUCACAUGUUUUCCCAUUUACCAUCUCUCUCUUUCUCUUUAGCCAUAACCAGCAGACCACAGCAUUUAGGCAUCCUGUGACCGGGCAGUUUUCUCCAGAAAAUAGUGAAUUCAUUCUUCAAGAAGAGCCAAAUCCACAUAUGUCGAAGCAAGAGAGAAACCAAAGACCGUCCAGCAUGGUCAGUGAAACGUCCACAGCUGGAACCACUUCUACCUUAGAGGCCAGGCCUGGACCCAAGAUUAUAAAGUCCAUCAAUAAAGUUCACAGCUUUGGGAAGAGGGACCAGGCCAUUCGGAGGAACCCCAAUGUUCCAGUGGUGGUAAGGGGCUGGCUGCACAAACAGGACAGCUCUGGGAUGAGGCUGUGGAAGAGGAGGUGGUUUGUGCUUGCUGAUUACUGCUUGUUUUACUAUAAAGACAGCCGAGAAGAAGCGGUCCUCGGGAGCAUCCCUCUGCCCAGCUAUGUGGUCUCGCCUGUGACCCCUGAGGAUCGCAUAAGUCGCAAGUAUUCCUUUAAGGCUGUGCACACGGGGAUGCGAGCGCUCAUCUAUAACAGCUCCACAGUGGGCUCUCAGGCUGAGCACUCAGGCAUGAGGACCUACUACUUCAGCGCCGACACCCUGGAGGACAUGAAUGCUUGGGUCAGAGCCAUGAACCAGGCUGCACAGGUGCUGUCUCGAUCAUCACUGAAGAGGGAUGUGGAGAAGGUGGAGCGGCAGGCAGUUCCCCAGGCCAACCACACAGACGCCUGUCGAGAGUGUGGCCGUGUGGGACCCAGACAUGCAAGAGAUUGUCCUCAUCGUGGUCAUGAUGACUCCUAUGGCUUUGAGAGGCAGGAACAGGAGGAAGAAGGAUACCGUUCCCAGAGGGACCCACUGGAGGGCAAGCGGGACAGGAGCAAGGCCAGGUCCCCAUACGUGUCAGCUGAGGAGGAUGCCUUGUUUGUGGAUUUACCUGGUGGCUCGAGAGGCCAACAGGCACAGCCCCAGCGUGCAGAGAAGAAUGGCAUGCUGCCAGCCUCAUAUGGUCCAGGAGAGCAGAACGAGACUGGUGGGUACCAGCGGGCCUUUCCUCCCAGGACCAACUCUGAAAAGCACAGCCAGAAGAAGAGCAGCCUUGCUCAGGUGGAGCACUGGGCAAAGGCCUCGAAGGGAGACGGCAGGAGCCUUCCCUCGGAACAGACACUUCCUCGCCAGGGUCCUAGCCAGCCCCUGUCCUUCCCAGAAAACUAUCAGACUGUUCCCAAGAAUACCCGACACCCUUCGGGGAGUUCCUCACCCCCACCCCGCAACCUGCCGAGUGAUUACAAGUACGCGCAGGACCGAGCCAGCCAUCUGAAGAUGUCGAGUGAAGAGCGCCGGGCACACCGGGAUGGCACCGUGUGGCAGCUCUACGAGUGGCAGCAGCGCCAGCAGUUCCGGCAUGGUAGUCCCACAGCGCCCAUCUGUGCAGGCUCCCCAGAGUUCACUGACCAGGGCCGGAGCAGGAGCAUGCUAGAGGUGCCCCGCUCCAUCUCCGUGCCCCCGUCUCCCUCUGACAUCCCUCCUCCGGGGCCCCCAAGAGCCUUCCCACCCCGGCGGCCAUACACGCCAGCUGAGAGGGUUACUGUGAAGCCACCUGACCAGAGGAGGAGCGUGGACAUCUCACUGGGGGGUUCUCCCAGGAAGGCGCGGGGCCACACCAUCAAGAACUCCUCUCAUGUGGACAGACGCUCCAUGCCCUCCAUGGGUUACAUGACCCACACGGUCAGCGCUCCCAGUUUACAUGGAAAAUCGGCUGAUGAUACCUACCUCCAGCUGAAGAAAGACUUGGAGUACCUGGACCUAAAGAUGACAGGCCGGGACCUUCUCAAGGAUCGAAGUCUGAAGCCAGUGAAGAUUGCAGAGAGUGACAUUGAUGUCAAACUAAGCGUCUUCUGCGAACAAGACAGGAUCCUCCAGGACUCGGAAGACAAGAUACGAGCCCUUAAGGAGAACAAAGACCAGCUAGAGUCUGUGCUGGAGGUCUUGCACAGACAGAUGGAGCAGUACAGAGACCAGCCGCAGCACUUGGAGAAGAUUGCCUACCAGCAGAGAUUGCUGCAGGAGGACCUCGUGCACAUUCGGGCAGAGCUCUCCAGAGAGUCCACAGAGAUGGAAAAUGCCUGGAAUGAAUACCUGAAGUUGGAGAGUGACGUGGAGCAGCUAAGGCAGACCCUACAGGAGCAGCACAGAAGAGCAUUUUUUUUCCAGGAGAAAUCACAGAUACAGAAGGAUCUGUGGAGGAUUGAAGAUGUCAUUGCAGGCCUGAGUGCAAAUAAAGAGAACUUCAAAAUCCUGGUGGAAUCGGUCAAAAAUCCGGAGAGAAAAACAGUGCCUUUAUUUCCUCACCCGCCUGUGCCUUCACUCUCACCUCCUGAGAGCAAGCCGUCCCUGCAGCCCAGCCCUCCGACCAGCCCUGCGCGGACCCCUCUGGAAGUUCGACUCUUCCCCCAGCUGCAAACCUACAUGCCGUACCGACCUCACCCGCCCCAACUGAGGAAAGUGAUGUCCCCCCUUCAGUCACCAACCAAGACAAAGCCCAAAGUUGAAGAUGAGGCACCUCCCAGGCCCCCUCUUCCUGAACUCUAUAGCCCAGAGGACCAGCCCCCGGCUGUGCCACCUCUGCCAAGGGAGGCCACCAUCAUCCGGCACACUUCGGUGAGGGGCCUCAAGCGGCAGUCUGACGAGAGGAAGCGAGACCGGGAGCUGGGCCAAUGUGUGAAUGGGGACUCAAAGGUGGAACUUCGGUCAUACGUUAGUGAGCCUGAGCUGGCGACCCUCAGCGGGGACACAGCCCAGCCCUCUCUCGGACUUUUGGGCCCUGAGAGCAGGUACCAGACGUUGCCGGGUAGAGGGCUCUCAGGAUCCACGUCAAGGCUCCAGCAAUCGUCCAGCAUUGCUCCCUACGUCACGCUCCGGAGGGGUCUAAAUGCUGAAAGCAUCAAGAUGACCUUCCCUAGACCUAAGAGUGCCUUGGAGCGCCUGUACUCAGGGGACCACCAGCGGGGCAAGAUGAGCGCGGAGGAGCAGCUCGAGCGCAUGAAGCGGCACCAGAAGGCCCUGGUCCGUGAGCGCAAGAGGACGCUCAGUCAAGGAGAGAGGACAGGCCUCCCUUCGUCCCGCUACCUCAGCCAACCUCUCCCUGGAGAUCUCGGCUCAUGGAAACGCGAGCAGGACUUUGACCUACAGUUGCUGGAACGGGCCAUGCAAGGGGAAAGAAAGGACAAGGAGGAGAAUGGCUGGUUGAAAUUGCAGGCCAUGCCUGUCACCGAGUUGGACCUGGAGCCACAAGACUAUGAUUUGGACAUCAGCAGAGAGCUGUCCAAACCAGAGAAGGUCGCCAUCCCUGAACGUUAUGUGGAGCUGGACCCCGAAGAGCCGCCCAGCCUGGAGGAGCUGCAGGCGAGGUAUCGCAAAGCUGAGAAGAUCCGCAGCAUCCUCACCCGGUCAAGCGUGUCCAACCUGCAGUCCGCGGCAAGCCAGGACCAGAACAGUGUGGCCGACCUGGACUCUCAGCUGCAGGAGCAGGAGCGCAUCAUCAACAUCUCCUACGCCCUGGCGUCUGAGGCCUCCCAGCGCAGCAAGCAGGUGGCAGGUAAGGCCAGGGAUGCAGUCUCCCAGCCUGGGGUCUAGCCAGCUCUUCCCUGCGGCUCAGGGCCCAGAGUCACGAGUCAGUGGGGAAACCAGGUGUCUGGGUUGGCAGUCGAGGGUCACUAGUGCAUUCUCCUGACCAGAGAGUGUCCUGUUCAUGAGCACAGCAGGGCAGUGGACGGUGCAUUGGGCAGCCCAGGAAGUGGGGGAGAAAGCGUGGGAACUGGAGCACUGGAGUGUAAGAGGAAAGAGGUCCUGGGAGCAAUUAUUAUCCUUAAGUCCAGGGCUGGUGCUGCUCUUCAACUUUCUCUGAGAUAGUGGGUUAAGAACAGAUUUUUGAGGUGCCUGAGCCAUAGGAUCAAGGUUAAGGUUUCUGACCUCAUGAAGAGGGGACAGCAAAGCCAUUGGUGCUUGAAUUUCUUGCUGGGAUGAGGCAGAACGGGGCCCUUCUAGCCUUCCCUGGGACCCCGCUCAAAACCAAAGCCCCUGUUCACCUAAUCAGACUGCCCUGUGCCAGAAAGCAGGACUUGCGAAGGUGGGACUUUGCUGGCCAGGGUGGGUGAAUAGCACUGAGGGGUGCGUGUGUAUAAUGGUGUGUUUAUGUAUGUGUGUGUACAUUGGUGUGUGUGUGUGUGUGUGUAAAAUGGGUGCUUUCUCUCUGACCAGCCAGGAAAGGAACUCAAGUCUCUUCCCUCACCCACAUCGUACCCUCUGUGUGCCCUCAAAGUUCUCCUAGUCUCGUUUCUCCCCAGAUGCAGAGGCCACUGUGUCUAGGUGGUGCCUCUGGCCAGGUGUGCUCUAGGCUUUCUGGGGAGGGGGCAGUCAUAGAACCCGAAGUCAUAUCCACAGUCCCCACCAGUCCCCCCAACCCUGGCCAAAGGGUCUAGAAGUGUCUAAGGGUGGGGCCUGCAGGACCCUGAGAUGACUGGCCCUGGGGAGUCUUUUCUGGCCACUGUGUCUAGGUGGUGCCUCUGGCCAGGUGUCCUCUAGGCUUUCUGGGGAGGGGGCAGUCAUAGAACCCGAAGUCAUAUCCACAGUCCCCACCAGUCCCCCCAACCCUGGCCAAAGGGUCUAGAAGUGUCUAAGGGUGGGGCCUGCAGGACCCUGAGGUGACUGGCCCUGGGGAGUCUUUUCUGGGGGGGGCAAAAAUGGCCUCAGGCAACCAUGGAAGUGGCUGAGGACGAGGGGAGGGGCCAGGGUCUCAGCAGAAGGCCUGUUUCCUGUGCCCUAUGACCCCAUCCUCCACACUCAGCAGGCUGAGAGGUGGCCUCUGUAGUGUUCUGUGGCAGGGGAGGCAGGAGAUGCCUCAUCCAGACCGCCUCCUCCUAAUGACCUUGGGGCUCCCUAGCCUGUCACAGCAACUUUUGAGUCCCUGUCAAUGUGGAGGGUUCUGGCGGGACUGCUCUACUACCCUGAAGUGCUCUCCUCUCUAACCUGUGCUUGCUCUAGCUCUGUGGGUCAGUCACCCUCAGCUUUCUGCUCACCAGCUAACGAGCACACCAGACCUAACACCCUGUGGUCAGUUAGCAGGGCCUCUCUCACUUCCCUUCCAAGUGAUGCUCUUUCUGCAGCCUUGCCUCACUUUUGCUCCCUCUUUCCAUCUCAGAGACAUACCUGGGAACUGCAGGCCAGUCCCAGCCAGGCCCCCAUGGGUGUGUCCCCCAAGCCCAGGCCAUUAGUGGUGGGCAGUGGGGCCUGUGCAACACCCUCUCUGCCAAGUGGGGCGUCAGGCACUCUGGGAGCAGAUGAGGAGUCUAACGCACCACUUAAUUCCUGUGUGCCCCGUCUAGCACAGCAGCUGGUCCUCCUCCCGCCUAAAGCCCCUCUGUCCUCCAGGCCGACACCACCUUACCCCCCCUUAAGCAACGGACUC
Molecule: messenger RNA, 6196 nt
Organism: Loxodonta africana (African savanna elephant)
Lineage: Eukaryota; Metazoa; Chordata; Mammalia; Proboscidea; Elephantidae
Gene: PLEKHA7
Product: pleckstrin homology domain containing A7
Exons: 26
Coding region: 1-4365 (1454 amino acids)
Biological process (GO): zonula adherens maintenance; pore complex assembly; epithelial cell-cell adhesion
Cellular component (GO): pore complex; zonula adherens
Source: RefSeq, a predicted model, not a curated record